AUGAGUGAAUCAGUGAGUAUCCAGAUACGGGAGAUACCAUCUGGAGAUGAUGUACCAGCACUCGUGGUCGCCUUCCUUGACGACGACGCAGCCUUGGCGACUUUCAGUCAGUUCGAGGCUGACCAAAUCGAUCGACAUUUACCCAAGGCGAAGACUAGGCUCAUUCUCUCUCUGUCACAGUCCAAGGGACCGAGUGAGUUGAAAGCCAAUCUCGUGUUGAAAGGCAUAGACUGGCAGGAUGAAUGUGCUGACUUGCCAGCCACGGCAAUCGAGGCUAUUCUGGCGGCCAUGUUACAGCAGAUUCCCGGGGUGGGUGCUGAUAUGGCAGCAGCAAUAGCGAGCAGAUACCCCACUUUACCGAGCUUGCUAGAGGCAUUGAGCAACGGGGCGAGCCAGGUCGAGAACACCAUUGCUAUGCUUGAGCUAAAGGUUCGAUCCAAGCAAGGCGUUCGAAAGAUCGGGCCCGCCGUCGCCUCCCGCAUAAGUCGUGUUUUCGAUAUCAUCGAACAUGAGAAGGAGCGUCAACGUACCAAUGUUUGCCUGAUAGCAUCAGAGAACUUCACCAGCCAGGCGGUUCUUGAUGCAAUCGGAUCUGUCAUGACAAAUAAAUAUUCGGAGGGUUAUCCUGGGGCUAGAUACUAUGGGGGCAACGAGUUUAUCGACCAGAUGGAGACUCUAUGCAUGGACCGUGCUUUGGAGACCUUUCGUCUUGACCCCAUAAAAUGGGGUGUCAACGUACAGACUUUGAGCGGUUCACCCGCCAAUCUGGCGUUGUACACCGCCUUGCUGGAUGUCCAUGAUCGCAUUAUGGCGUUGGACUUACCUCAUGGUGGCCAUCUCAGUCACGGCUAUCAGACUGAUACGAAGAAGGUUUCAAUGAUAUCCAAAUUUUAUACAUCCAUGCCAUACCGUCUGAAUGAGAAGACUGGUCUCAUCGACUACGACGAAUUGGAAAAAUUUGCACAGCGUUUUAGGCCUAAGCUUCUUAUCUGUGGCUAUUCCGCGUACCCUCGUCAUUUCGACUUUGCCCGUCUCAGAGCUAUCGCGGACUCAGUCGGCGCGAUACUGCAUUGUGAUAUGGCACAUGUGGCAGGUUUGGUGGCAGCUGGGGUCCACCCAUCUCCUUUUGAACUGUGCGAUGUUGUUACUACUACUAGCCAUAAGACCCUCAGAGGACCGCGUGGGGCGAUGAUUUUCUACCGUAGGAUGAGCUCAUGUGUUGAUAAGAAUGGCAACCCUAUUAUGUAUGACUAUAAGGAAAAAAUCAACGCUACGGUGUUCCCGGGGUUGCAAGGCGGACCCCAUAACCAUAUCAUUGCCGGACUGGCUGUGGCAUUGAAACAGGCUCAAACUGAGGAAUACAGGCACUACCAGGAACAGGUAGUGAAGAACUCGAAAGCCUUGGCGGAAGAACUGAUGAAAUUAGGAUACGAUCUAGUCUCGGGAGGCACGGACAACCAUCUAGUUCUUCUGGACUUGCGCAGUAAGGGCAUCAACGGUAACAAGACCGAGAAGCUAUGCGACCAUGUUGCGAUUUCUCUCAAUAAGAAUACAGUUCCCGGGGAUAAAUCGGCUAUCACUCCCUCGGGACUGAGGAUCGGGGCUCCCGCCAUGACCACUCGCGGUGCUAAUGAAGACGACUUCCGCAAGAUUGCCCAAUUCAUCCACCGUGUCGUGGAAAUAGGUUUGCAGGUCCAGAAACAGUCCGGACCGAAGCUCAAGGACUUUCUAGCUAUUUUGGAUAACUCUCCUCCGCCUGAGCUCGCUCAGCUGCGCGACGAGGUCAUGACUUUCAGCCGUGGAUUCGUCCCGAUCGGUCAAUGA
Messenger RNA from Perkinsus marinus ATCC 50983, 1824 nucleotides. RefSeq names its product serine hydroxymethyltransferase, putative. The transcript has 18 exons. Bases 1 to 1824 code for a protein of 607 amino acids. Lineage: Eukaryota; Perkinsozoa; Perkinsida; Perkinsidae. Gene Ontology annotation, molecular function: pyridoxal phosphate binding; zinc ion binding; serine binding. Gene Ontology annotation, cellular component: cytoplasm. Gene Ontology annotation, biological process: tetrahydrofolate interconversion; folic acid metabolic process; L-serine catabolic process. The record is from RefSeq and is a predicted model, not a curated record.